AUGGAAGUGGGCUUCUUGCGGGACCGCAUUCAGGCCACGCUCGAUCCGAAUGCUGCCAUCCGCCAGCAGUCGGAGCUCGACCUGAAGCAUGCCGAAGAGAAGCCCGGAUUUACAGAUGCUCUUCUAAAUAUCCUUGAAGCCGAGCAAGAUAAUGGCGUCAGAUUAUCCACUGUCGUCUACCUAAAGAACCGGGUUUCCAAAGGCUGGUCUCCCGCAGAAGAAUUCAGCACCGCCAAACCCAUCCCAGAGGAAGAGAAGCAGUCUUUUCGCAAUCGCCUCGUCCCCAUCCUCGUGGCAGCCCAGCCACAGGUCCGUGUCCAACUCAUCCCUACCCUCCAGAAGAUCCUCGCGUACGAUUUCCCCGCACGAUGGCCGAACUUCCUCGAUCUUACGAUACAACUCCUCAAUGCACAGGAUGUCCAGUCGGUAUUUGCGGGCGUCCAAUGCCUGUUGGCUAUCUGCAAGAUAUACAGAUUCAAGUCAGGCGAGAACCGAGCAGACUUUGAUAAGAUCGUCGCGCUAUCAUUCCCUCAAUUGUUGAACAUCGGCAAUUCGCUUGCGAAUGAAACCAGUCUAGAGGCAGGCGAGAUCUUGCGUACUGUCUUGAAGGUUUACAAGCAUGCUAUCUACUUUGAUCUUCCGGCUUCUCUCCGUGAACAGGGAACCUUGAUUGGGUGGUGUACGCUUUUCCUAAAUGUUGUGGGCAAGGAACCUCCGGAGACAGCUCUUCCCGAGGACGUCGACGAACGUGAGACGAACCACUGGUGGAAGGCGAAGAAGUGGGCAUACGCAAAUCUUAACAGACUGUUUGUCAGAUAUGGCAACCCAAGUGCCCUAGGCAAAGGCAACGACGCCGACUAUUCCGAAGUCGCGAAGUACUUCAUUGCCAACUUCGCGCCCGAGAUCCUCAAGAUUUACCUUGCGCAAGUUGAGAAGUGGGUGUCGAAAACCGUCUGGCUCUCGAAGGCUAGUCUUUACUAUACGCUUAAUUUCUUGGAUGAAUGCAUCAAGCCGAAAUCGAUGUGGAACCUUCUCAAACCGCAUACCGACAACCUUAUUUCUCAUCUCAUUUUCCCAGUUCUCUGCCAGUCGGACGACGACAUCGAGCUCUUUGAAUCGGAACCACAAGAGUACUUGCACAGGAAGCUCAACUUUUAUGAAGAAGUCACAUCACCCGAUGUUGCUGCGACCAACUUCCUUGUCACCCUGACGAAGAGCCGCCGAAAACAGACUUUCAGUGUGCUCAACUUCGUCAAUGGCAUAGUGAACGCGUACGAGGCUGCACCUGACAACCAAAAGAACCCACGGGAAAAAGAGGGCGCGCUCCGCAUGAUUGGAACUCUAUCCGGCGUAAUCCUUGGAAAGAAGAGCCCGAUUGCCGACCAAGUGGAAUACUUCUUCGUUCGACAUGUCUUCCCUGAAUUCCGCAGCCCCCACGGUUUCCUCCGAGCCCGUGCAUGCGACACACUGGAGAAAUUCGAGCAACUUGACUUCAAGGAUCCCAAUAACCUAAUCAUCAUUUACCGGAAUAUCCUGGAGUCUAUGGCAGAUGAGGCUUUGCCGGUCCGAGUCGCAGCAGCACUGGCCCUCCAGCCUUUGAUCCGCCACGACAUUAUUCGCACCAACAUGAAGACCAACAUUCCUCAAGUCAUGCAACAACUCUUGAAACUUGCCAACGAGGUGGAUGUAGACGCACUGGCCAAUGUCAUGGAGGACUUCGUAGAGGUCUUUGCUCCGGAACUCACACCAUUCGCAGUCGCGCUAAGCGAGCAGUUGCGUGAUACUUAUCUCCGGAUAGUUGGCGAGUUGUUGUCUCGAAAUCAAGGCAAGGACGACGAGAACGAAUUUGGAGAUUUCUUGGAUGAGAAGAGCAUCACUGCGCUGGGCGUGUUGCAGACCAUUGGUACACUAAUUCUCACUCUAGAAAGUACUCCAGAUGUCCUUCUUCAUCUCGAGACUAUCUUGAUGCCUGUCAUCACCAUUACUUUGGAAAACAAACUUUACGAUUUGUACAAUGAGGUCUUUGAGAUCAUUGACAGCUGCACAUUUGCUGCCAAGAGCAUUUCUCCAACAAUGUGGCAAGCCUUUGAAUUGAUUCACAGGACAUUCAAGGCCGGUGCCGAGCUAUACUUGGAAGAUAUGCUUCCUGCCCUCGAGAACUUCGUGAACUACGGCACUCAAAUGCUUACCGAGAACCGUAACUAUCUUGAUGCAAUGGUCGACAUGGUCCGAACAAUUUUCAAGGAUGACAAAGUUGGAGGCGUUGACCGCAUCUGUGGUUGCAAGCUGGCCGAGAUCAUCAUGCUGAAUAUGCGAGGCCACGUGGAUCAAUACGUUCCGGAGUUCAUUGCCUUGACCAUGACUGUUCUUACGAACGAGGAGACCAAGGUCAAGUCCUUGCGAAUUCACUUGAUGGAAGUCGUUGUCAAUGCCAUCUACUACAACCCAGAAUUGGCACUACACGUCCUGGAGAGCAACAACUGGACGAACAAGUUUUUCAGCCUAUGGUUCUCGAGCAUUGACAGCUUCACACGUGUUCACGACAAGAAGUUGUGCAUUUCGGCUAUCUGCUCGCUGUUGACCCUUCAAGGUCAGAAUGUACCAGUUAGCGUUCAGCAAGGCUGGCCACGUCUGCUCCAAGGCAUUGUCCGACUAUUCCAAACACUUCCUGCGGCCCUGAAGAACCGUGAAGAAGCUAAGAAGGAAGAGAACUUCGAGUUCGGCAACGACUUCGAUGAUGAUGAGGAUGAAGAGUGGGAACAGGACAACGAUUGGAACAACGAGGCCGACGAGACUGAAGAUGAUGUCAAAGACGAGAGUGCAGCCUAUCUCGAGUUCUUGAACGAAGAGGCACAAAAGUUUACCUCUGUGGUAGACGACGACGAUGACGAACUUGAGGAGGAGAGCCUCUUGGAGACGCCACUUGACAAGGUCGAGCCUUACAGCAUGUUCAAACAUGCUCUCCUGAGGCUUCAGCAGGAGCAGCCAGCUCUCUAUGAGAACCUGACCAAGAACCUGAAUCCCGAGGAGCAACAGAUUGUUCAGGCUGCCGUUCACCAGGCCGAUGUAAUUGCUCAAGCAAUCGCUGAGGGCCAAGCGGCAGCUCUUAAUGGAGCACCAGUUCCUGGUCAGCAAUGA
Molecule: messenger RNA, 3138 nt
Organism: Aaosphaeria arxii CBS 175.79
Lineage: Eukaryota; Fungi; Ascomycota; Dothideomycetes; Pleosporales
Product: ARM repeat-containing protein
Exons: 8
Coding region: 1-3138 (1045 amino acids)
Biological process (GO): protein import into nucleus
Cellular component (GO): nuclear envelope; cytosol
Molecular function (GO): small GTPase binding; guanyl-nucleotide exchange factor activity
Source: RefSeq, a predicted model, not a curated record